AUGGCUAAAAGCAAAAGGAAACCUGCAGCAGCUGUAAAGCGUUCACAGAUUCCAUUGCAAGCUCCUGUUCCAUCUCACACAAACCAAGGUGGUUCACUGGUUCUUGGUCUCAAGUCCGCUCUUGGUACGCUUGAUGGUGCUAUUUCCCAUAUACCAAGAGCAGAUCUACCCCCUACCCCAGCUGUCAUCCCAUCCAACGGUGCAAGUUCAAGCUCUGCCAGAAAGGCUGAUGGGUCUCCGGUGGACAACACAAAUGCAUCUCUUGAUGAGUUCCUUGAGGUGGACCGUUCUGAAGACGAAGAACUUGGAGAAGAACAUCUUGAUCUCUCUUGCUCUGAGGAUGACUAUGAAACGUCUCCCCCACCAACACCAUCUUCUCCAGCUACGGAGGCUCCUGAUCUGCCAGCUUCUCUGCCCUCGGUGGUUCCACCAACACCAGCCAGUCCCAAAGAUGCCACCUUUAUCCCGUCCAGCUCUGUUAAAGCAGGUAACCCUUCUGUUCCCCCACCUGUUAAUGGGAAAUGGAGAGAUCUAUUCUCCUCCAACAGAAACGUCUCAUCUUGUCCAAGGCUUAUGCACUUUUCAGCCUUAUAUGAUAUCCAAUCCUGUCCUCUUUUAGCUGAAGAUCUAGACCACUCCUGUGAUGAUUGGAAAUUGUGUGCCAUUGGUUAUGUUUCUAGCAAAUUUCCCGGUUACAGAGCUUUAACUAGCAUCAUUGAGAAUGUAUGGAAAUGUGACGCCCGACUUACCAUUCAUGAAUCGGGUUGGCUUGUCUAUAAGUUUCAAAAUGAAGAAGAUAAACUGUCUGUGUUGUGUGGAGGGCCAUACCUAGUAUAUGGUAGACCCCUUAUCUUGUGUCCUAUGUCUGAGUAUUUUGAUUUUUCAAGUUCAGAAAUGUCUCAAGUUCCUGUCUGGAUAAAGUUCCCUAACCUGCCAUUAAAGUGCUGGACGCCUAGAUGCUUAUCAAAAUUAGCUAGUGUCCUGGGCAUGCCUUUGCAGUGUGACAAAUUAACUGCCACUAAGGAGAGAGUAUCAUAUGCCCAUAUGCUUGUUGAAAUUGACCUCCUAGCUGACCUUAGAUCCUCCAUCAAUGUCACCCUGCCUAAUGGAAACACACUUAUCCAACGGGUUAUCUAUGAGACGCUGUCCAAAUUUUGCAAGCACUGUAAAGUGCUAGGCCACUCCACAAGGGCGUGCUCAAAGAGUAAGGAAGAGGCCAGAACAAUUGAGAAGGCUGCCUCUGCUAAUGUAACUUCCAAAGAAAAUGUCAAAGGCAAAGGUAGUGUUUUUACUCGUCUCAGCCCUGUUGUUGAUACUCAGGUUGAUGCCCCACCUGCUGCUGCCCCCCUUGUUGAAGGCUCCCCUGCUGCUUCUCCUGCAGUGGAUGGCCCUGAGCUUGUUGCUCCCUCUGCCCCCUCAGAGUCUUGUGUGGCUCAGGAUGUGCAGCCUCGUCCUCAGGUCACAAAUACAGCUCAAAAAAUUGUUCCCUCUAAAGGAAAAGCUGCUGCCUUCUCAGCUGAUACUGCUGGCAACAAGGCUUCCCAUUGUCCAGGUUCAGAGACCAAGUUGUCUAUGCCAAAAGUUGCCUGCAUGCAUAAGCUUCGGUUGAAGACUUGGAAAUUUGUUAGCAAUGCUGAAGCUGCAGCUUAUGCUCGUAUAAUAGUGUUUUGGAACCCUGAAACAGUGAUGGUUGAAAUGCUUCACUUCUCUGCCCAGGGGAUUCACGUUUUGAUUACUAGCUUGGUGCAACAAUUCUGUUUUUCAGCCACCUUCAUAUAUGGAUUCAACACCAUCACUGCCAGGAGAGCUCUGUGGGAGGAUCUAAGGAGAUGGGGAACGGAGGAUCUAUGGCUACUUCUUGGUGACUUCAACUCCAUCCUCUCUCAAGAAGACAAGCACAACGGGGAGCCAGUUUCUAUCUAUGAAACCUUAGACUUCAGGGAGUGUUGUUCUGAUCUUAGAAUUGCAGACUUGAACUCGACAGGUUCUCAUUUUACAUGGACAAAUGGUACAAUCUGGACAAAGAUAGACAGACUGGGUUCACGGGAGCUUUGUGGCAAAAGAAACUUCAAAUUUUUCAACAUGUGGGCUGCUCAUCCUCAGUUCUUGGAAACCAUCUCUCAGCACUGGUCCUUGGACAUCUAUGGGUCACACAUGUAUAUCCUCUGUAAAAAGCUCAAGCACUUGAAGGGCGGGCUGAAAACUCUGAACAAUCUUCACUUUAGUCACAUUUCGGAGAGGGUUGCUAGAGCAGUGACAGAGCUAGACGAUACUCAGCUUCAUCUUCAGAAUGACAGAGAUAAUGUUCACCUCCUUGCACUGGAAAAGCAGCAGAGGUUGAAUCUAGUAAAUCUUAAAUCAGCUGAAAAGAUACGACACCAUAUCCCAGCUAUAGUUCGUAGUGAUGGCAUGCUCACUUCAUCAGCUGAAGAGGUUGGUAGAGUAUUCGUCUCUUACUAUAAGGAGCUCCUAGGGACUUCCAAGCAAACUAUUCCACUCCCAGUUUCGGCUGAUGACAUCAAACGGGUUCUCUUCAGUAUGGAUGAUAAUAAGGCACCGGGCCCGGAUGGUUACACCUCAGCUUUCUUUAAGAAAGCUUGGAACAUCGUGGGGGAAGAUUUUUGCUCAGCUGUUAAAGACUUCUUUUCUUCUGGGGAGAUGCUCAAGCAACUUAAUCACUCUACCAUAGCCCUUGUCCCAAAGUCAGCAAAUGCCAACUCUGCCGCAGACUACAGACCCAUCUCUUGCUGCAACGUCACCUACAAAGUCAUUUCCAAGCUUCUUGCAGAGAGGCUAGCCCACGUGCUAAAGGAUAUCAUCAGCCCUUCUCAUAAUGCUUUUCUUAGUGGGAGACUCAUAGCUGAUAACAUUAAUCUCAUGCAAGAGCUACUGAGAAGCUAUGGGAGAAGGCGUGUAUCUCCCCGCUGCACCAUCAAGAUUGACUUCAGGGAAGCAUUUGAUACAGUCCAGUGGCCUUUCCUUCGUGAUCUCCUUUAUUUUUUGGGGUUCCCUGCUAGGUUUGUUCAUCUGGUUAUGCUAUGUGUUGAGACUGCCUCUUUCUCUGUUUGUGUCAAUGGUAAUCUCUUUGGGUUCUUCAAAAAAAAGUGUGGUGUUCGGCAAUGGGAUCCACUAUCUCCCUAUCUCUUCAUUACCUGCAUGGAAUACUUUUCUAGAUUACUGCACAGUUCCACCCAGCAAUCUGGUUUCAGCUUUCAUCCCAAAUGCCAAGCUUUGGGAAUCAGCCACCUUGGGUUUGCUGAUGAUAUUCUCCUACUCUGCCGUUGUGACAAGACAUCAGUUCAUAUGCUCCUCCAGCAGCUUCGAGUCUUUGGGGAGGUUUCUGGCCUUGUCACUAAUACAGCCAAAUCCUUCAUUUUCUUUGCAGGUGUUUUGGAGGAAACAAAGCAGGCCAUCCUCAGCCUCUCCCAGUUCAUCAAAGGCAGUUUUCCUUUUAAGUACCUCGGUGUCCCUCUUAGCCCUCACAGACUUCUCGCCAGCCAGUUCUCUCCUCUCCUUCAAAGGUUGAAAUCUGUUAUUCAGUGUUGGAUGGGCAAGUAUCUCUCGUAUGCAGGACGACUGGAGCUCAUAAAAUCGGUCCUGCAUGGCAUGGUGCAAUUUUGGAUUAGUAUCUUCCCUAUCCCAGCAAUAGUUAUCAACAAGAUUACCAGCCUGUGCAGGAACUUUCUAUGGACUGGUGAUAUGCGUAGAAGCAAAUCUGCUCUUGUUGCUUGGAAGCAAGUGUGUUUGCCGAAGGAUGAAGGAGGUCUAGGGAUCCAUGACAUCAAAGCCAGAAAUGACAGUUUCUUUGCCAAACAUCUCUGGAAUAUUCACUUGAAAGCAGAUUCCCUAUGGAUUCGAUGGUGGGCUAAUGUAGUAUGGGAGCAAUGGUCUCUUCCAAGACAUAGCUUCUCCCUUUGGCUGGCAAUGUUGGGCAAGCUGCGAACAAAAGAUCGUCUUCUUUUUCUUUCUCCUGACCCUAUAUGCCCUCUUUGUCAAAAUGCCGAUGAAUCACACGCUCAUCUCUUCUUCAAUUGUCACUGGUGCUUGUUGGGAGCCUGUUCCCACAAGCUUGUUCUGUACAGUUGUUUUUCUGGUUAG
Molecule: messenger RNA, 4098 nt
Organism: Populus trichocarpa (black cottonwood)
Lineage: Eukaryota; Viridiplantae; Streptophyta; Magnoliopsida; Malpighiales; Salicaceae
Exons: 8
Coding region: 1-4098 (1365 amino acids)
Source: RefSeq, a predicted model, not a curated record